UGAUAAUUGUCGCAUUUGCACAUUUUUUUUAUUUUUGUUAAUAUCUACAGAAUUAGAAAAAUAGCUCCAAAACAAAUUGUCAGGUGCUGAUCAGGGUUGACAACUAGUCGUCAACCCUAAAUAAUCAAAGCUUUUAAGUAUGCCAUUUUAAAAGAUAUGAAUAAUACUGGAUAUAAAGCAUUGCGUGUUACACAGCUAGAUGCAGAUUAUCUAACUAAUCAAGCUUUUCGUAUUAUCAAACGUGAAAUAAAAGGAUCUCUUUUAAAUAAGCCAUUUACUAGAUUGCUCCAUUAUGAACAAGAGAUAGAUGUUUUAUUACAGUUCAUUAUAUGGAAAUAUUCGUUGCAGAAAUCAGAUUCUACUGUUGGACAGUUAUAUUUCAAAAUGAAGUACGUUUCACCUAAUGGUAUAUCAGAGAGGCAAAAAUUGUUUUAUUUUUUUCUCAAUUCAACCAGAUACUGGAUUGUUAACAGACAAUUUGAUAUUCUUCAUGUUUUUGAAAAAUUAUUUAAAAAUCCUCAUAUUACACUAAUUGUUUCAAAACUUGGAACACUCUUCCAACUUGCUGAAUUCGUUAAUUAUGUGUUAUUUAUUAAAAAUGGAGAGUAUUUAAACUUACUUGAUAGAUUGUUCAACUGGAAAACGGUACGGCUGGAUAAACCAUCUCCACGAUAUAUAGAUUACACAUAUAUGCGAAAAGAAUUGCUUUGGUCCAAAAUUACUGAAACAAUUUUCUGUGUGCUACCUUUCAUCAAUUUUCCGAAACUUUAUAAUUUUUUUAUGUUAAUUAUUAAAUAUUUUGGUUUUGUAAAUUCAUUAACAGAUAAUUUAGAGCUAAACUGUAACAUUUGUGGUGAAAAACCUACUAACCCUCAAGUAAGUAAUUGUGACCAUUUGUUUUGUUGGUACUGCAUAAAAGGAAAUCUUUUAGCAGAUAAUUCUUAUAGAUGUCCAACUUGUGGCAAAAACAUUUUAUCUAUUGAACAGUUUGUUUUUGAACCAAAAAUAUAGUUUGUUAUAUUAAGUAUUGAAAGACUGAUGGUUGCAAUGGAGACAAAGCAUGGGCACUACAAGAUUUUGAUCUUUUUAGAACAUUCUAAUAAGUAUUAAAAAAAAAUUAUUAGGCAUUUAUAAAUAUUUUUAUGUAUAAAUUUCGUAGUUAAUAAUUUAUAGAAUUUUUUAGAGUUUA
Hydra vulgaris (swiftwater hydra) is the source of this 1189-nucleotide messenger RNA. RefSeq names its product peroxisome biogenesis factor 2. Gene Ontology annotation, molecular function: zinc ion binding. Gene Ontology annotation, cellular component: peroxisomal membrane. Lineage: Eukaryota; Metazoa; Cnidaria; Hydrozoa; Anthoathecata; Hydridae. Gene Ontology annotation, biological process: protein import into peroxisome matrix. The record is from RefSeq and is a predicted model, not a curated record.